AUGCCUGUACUCUUUCGAAAAAUGGAAACACGGCGACUGCACAACCCGGGCAUCAAACAAUUAGUGCAAGUCCUGCGCACUGAUCCUCACUCUACGGCGGAUCUUGGGGAUGCACGAUUCAAGAAGGCUACCCAAGCCGCCAUCAAGAAAUUGCCACGCCGGCUCCGCUCUUCAACCAUGGCAUGGCAUGGGUCGUUGUGUAGCUCCCACAAGGGUCUCGAUUUCUACUUGAUCAAUGAACUUUGGUCCUGGAUCAGAUACGAGCUCGAAGUGGCCAUCGGGCGGUUUUUGUAUCCAAUUGUAAUGUCCGAGAUCCUCUCCAAAGAAGAUGAACGUUGCGUGCGCCAGCUGGAGCCGGUCGCACGAAUGUUUAACGCGGAGUGGACACUCGCUGAAUCUGCAGCACCUGGCAAAAUACCUAUUGAUACAGGGAGCAAGUGGACCUACCAAGAGAACCGUUGCCCAGCUUGCAUGCUUACGCGCCUCGGCUCAGAUGAGGUUGCAUUGUUCGCACUGUUUGCCUGCAUGUACGGUCAUCUUCGCUCGCGCAGCAGUGGCCUAAACGGUGCUUCCAAAAUUCGGAGCAAGCGUUUGCGGUUCGUGCGUUAUUGGAUGAAGACCCACCCAGACGGCGCCCAGGCAGCUGAGGAGGCAUAUGACCUUGGUUUAGAGUUGAAGGCGAUUCGACGCGACGCAAAGGCAUCUCUUCUACGCUCAAAGCGCUCUACA
Messenger RNA from Didymella exigua CBS 183.55, 729 nucleotides. RefSeq lists its product as uncharacterized. Lineage: Eukaryota; Fungi; Ascomycota; Dothideomycetes; Pleosporales; Didymellaceae. The record is from RefSeq and is a predicted model, not a curated record. The transcript has a single exon. The annotation marks the transcript as partial.